This is a messenger RNA of Rattus rattus (black rat), 854 nucleotides long. It is a transcript of the gene Eef1akmt3, whose product is annotated as EEF1A lysine methyltransferase 3. Gene Ontology annotation, molecular function: protein-lysine N-methyltransferase activity. Gene Ontology annotation, cellular component: cytoplasm; cytosol. Lineage: Eukaryota; Metazoa; Chordata; Mammalia; Rodentia; Muridae. Gene Ontology annotation, biological process: peptidyl-lysine methylation. The record is from RefSeq and is a predicted model, not a curated record.
AUGGCCAGCUCUCACACGGAUCCGGAGUCGGAGCCCGAAUCUGUGUUCCCACGGGAGGUCGGGCUCUUCACCGACUCUUACUCGGAGAGCAGCCGGUUCUGCUUCUGUGGACACGAGCUGAGCAUCACGCAAAACUUUGGGUCCCGCCUUGGGGUGGCCGCACGCGUGUGGGAUGCGGCUCUGAGCCUGUGUAACUAUUUCGAGAGUCAAAACGUGGAUUUUCGAGACAAGAAGGUGAUCGAACUGGGCGCGGGGACAGGCAUCGUGGGAAUCUUGGCGGCGCUGCAGGGGGGGGAUGUUACCAUCACUGAUUUGCCACUGGCCCUAGAGCAAAUCCAGGAUAACGUCCACGCUAAUGUGCCACCCGGAGGCCGGGCUCAGGUGUGCGCCUUGUCCUGGGGAAUUGACCAGCAUGUCUUUCCUGGAAACUAUGACUUGGUGCUGGGGGCAGAUAUCGUGUACCUGGAACCUACCUUCCCAAUGCUGCUGGGGACCCUCCGACACCUGUGUGGGCCCCACGGCACCAUCUACCUGGCCUCCAAGAUGAGAGCAGAACACGGGGCAGAGACCUUCUUCCAGCACCUCCUGCCCCAGCACUUCCACAUGGAGCUGGCCCAGAGGGAUGAGGAUGUGAAUGUCAACAUCUAUAGGGCCAGGCACAGGGAGCCUGCUGGACAGCACCCGUUCCGUUGACCUAACUCUUGUCUGAGGAAUGGCAUCCCUCCAGAGCCAGGAACACCAGGACAAAAGAAAAGGAUGGAUUGCCCUUUUCCUUCCCUCCUCCCUUUGGUUCCCCUAACUAUUCUUGGGAAGAUGCAGCAGGGUGGGGCUUGUUAAGAAUGGUGGAGCCCCAG